This is a messenger RNA of Lathyrus sativus (Indian pea), 1044 nucleotides long. The record is from the annotation of a GenBank genome assembly. NCBI's taxonomy places the organism in Eukaryota, Viridiplantae, Streptophyta, Magnoliopsida, Fabales, Fabaceae.
AUGUCUGUCACUUGUUCAUUUAUAUUCACAUUUUCUUUCUGUGUUUUCUUCAUUUUCUUCAUUUUGACUGAAAAUUCAUCAUGCUUAGCAAUACUUAGUAAGAACACAACACGCGUACCUCGCCAACUUCGAGUUGAUUACUAUGCAAAAUCUUGUCCACAGGUAGAACAGCUUGUUGGUUCAGUCACUUCUCAGCAAUUCAAAGAGUCACCUGUUUCUGGACCUGCCACGAUUCGUCUUCUCUUCCACGAUUGCUUUGUAGAAGGUUGUGAUGCAUCAAUUUUAAUAGCAUCAAAGCCUGGAAGCAAGGAGUUGGCAGAGAAAGAUGCAGAGGAUAAUAAAGAUUUGAGAGUGGAAGGUUUUGAGACUGUAAAAAAGGCUAAGGAAGUGGUGGAGAAAAAGUGUCCUAAUGUAGUGUCUUGUGCAGAUAUUCUUGCAAUUGCAGCAAGAGAUUUUGUGCACCUGGCAGGGGGUCCUUAUUACCAAGUGAAGAAGGGAAGAUGGGAUGGAAAGAUAUCGAUGGCGUCGAGGGUAGGGUCGAACAUCCCUCGCGCAAACUCGACUAUCGAUGAACUCAUCAAACUAUUCAACACAAAAGGCUUAACUAUACAGGACAUGGUUGCUCUUUCUGGUGCUCACACAAUCGGGUUUGCACAUUGCAAAAGCUUCGUGACACGGCUCUACAAUUAUCGGGGUAAGGGUCAACCCGAUCCAGAUAUGAACUCAAAACUGUUGAAGGCUCUUAGAAUGUACUGUCCAAACUUUGGAGGGAACUCAGACAUUGUUGCCCCAUUUGAUGCCACGACUCCUUUUAUAUUUGAUCAUGCAUACUAUAGUAACUUGCAGAACAAGAUGGGUUUGUUAGCGUCCGACCAGGCUUUGGCUUCAGACACACGAACCAAGUCACUGGUUCAAGAUUUUGCAAAGGAUAAACAGAAGUUUUUUCAAGCUUUUGCAGCUGCCAUAGAUAAAAUGAGUUUAGUGAAAGUUCUGAGAGGGAAAAAGCAUGGGGAGAAAAGAAGAGAUUGUAGCAUGCAUAUGUAA